Molecule: messenger RNA, 672 nt
Organism: Magnolia sinica
Lineage: Eukaryota; Viridiplantae; Streptophyta; Magnoliopsida; Magnoliales; Magnoliaceae
Product: disease resistance protein PIK6-NP-like
Exons: 2
Coding region: 1-672 (223 amino acids)
Molecular function (GO): ADP binding
Source: RefSeq, a predicted model, not a curated record
AUGGUUGAGGCUGUUGUUUCCUUCUUUCUUGGAAAAUUGGGGAAGCAACUCUCACAAGAAGCGCAGCUGCUCUCUGGAGUUGAAGACAACGUAGCAUGGAUCAAAGCCGAGCUUCAAUCCAUGAAAUCCUUCCUGAAAGAUGCUGACCAUCGAAGAGAGAGGGAUGCUGGUGCAGAGGCUUGGAUUAUGCAAGUCCGGCGGUUAGUCUUCGACACUGAAGAUGCUGUGGACGAGCACAUGAUCGAAACAGAGGUGCAUCUGUCUCAGGGACCGAUACAUGGGCUGUCUAGAAUUGCUCCUCCUUGGGUCGAAGAAUUGGAUAUCAUAGGGCUUGAGGAAGAUGUCAAACAAUUAGAAGAAUGGCUGCUAAAAGAAGAGGCGCCGCAUCAGCGUAAAGUAAUUUCGAUAGUUGGGAUGGGCGGUCUGGGCAAGACCACUCUCGCAAAGAAAGUUUACAAAGUUGCAGAGAGGUGUUUUCAGUGUUUUGCAUGGGUUCAUGUGUCUCAAUCCUUCGAAAUAAAGGAUAUCUUGAAGCGCAUGUUGAAAGAUUUCUAUGAGAGCAGGAGGGAGAUGGCUCCAAAUAAUUCAGAGUCAUCGAAUGAGAUAGAGCUAGCAAGGAUGAUCCACACCUGGACACUGAUCAUGUGGACUCUACAUUUGAUGGUCACGUGA